AUGGACGCUACGAGGCCCGUAAACUCUCGUGAGGAGAUCCACCCUGAGGUCCUCAAGAACUUGCAGACUCUGUGGCGUGAGGACCGUGAAGCGAUCGUUCAGAGAUUACUCGCACACGAACCGAACUCGGAAAAGACAUUCUACUGUUUGCUGAUGAAGUACCGACAUGAUCACCUCGAGAAUUACGGCCGUGAGUCGAUGACGAGUCCGACGCCGGUCGCAGUACAACAAGAUCCCGACGUCGACAGAUCACGGCAACCAACUCGGGCACCACCACCCAUUCCUACAUCGUCCGGGUCGAACACUAGGAGGAAGAGUGUGAGCCGGUCCAGAACGAGGAGUAUGGCUGCCAGCACGCCACAAACUCCACGGUCACAUCACCGUAAAGCAUCAUCGAUCGUUACUGUUUCGUCAGCACACAAGCGAAAUGUGUCCUUCUCGCAUGCGAGGGCUCGAGUUGCUGCUGCGCGAGCGAACUCGAAUUCUCCGGAGAAGAUAUCGCCUUCGAAGCGGCAGAGUGUCGGGUAUGGCAACGGGUAUGGUUCCGUACAUAAUUCACCAAGGAAGAGUACGGUUAAUGCUGCGAGACGAGCUCCGCCUGUUCCGCCUAAGCACUUCAGUUGGCAGAAUCCUGCGUUUAAGAUUGACGUGCUUGAUGAAGUUGCGAGGAAAGUGUCUGCGGAUUUCGCCCUUGAGUGUGAGAGUGCGUUCAAUGGGUUUGGGACCAGUCCGGAUGUAAAGGCUGCACCUCCUCCGCCUGUGCUGCCAAAGCAGGACCUCCUGAACAAUGACCGGAAGUCUGGGUUCUUGGAUGAUGUCGUCGCACACCUCGACGUUGGCGGUACCGGCAACUUCAUGGGCUCCAUGCCCAUGAUCUGGGAAGAAGCAGAGCGUUACGCAGACGCAGACGAAGAAACAGCACACAUCACAACAGCACAAAUAACCACCGCCGUUAAGAAACGCGCAGUUCUAUCCGAGCCAAACCCCCUUACGCCUCCACCCAAAGAACGACGAGCGGUAUCUGCGCCUAUACCGCAUGAUGCACCACAUUUGAUAGCGCUGAAUGCGCCGGUGUUGGCGGAGCCGGUGGAGAAGGCUAAGAAGCCGGGCUUGUUUAGGAGGAAGACUACGAAGACGAACAUGAAGGUUGAGGAUGUGUUCAAGCCGCAGAGGGAGGCACCGUCGAGACCUGAUCGGGAGAUUAGGGAGGAGGUAUUGAGGCAGGUGGAGCAUCAGAAC
Saitoella complicata NRRL Y-17804 is the source of this 1239-nucleotide messenger RNA. RefSeq lists its product as uncharacterized. The annotation marks the transcript as partial. The record is from RefSeq and is a predicted model, not a curated record. The transcript is spliced from 2 exons. Lineage: Eukaryota; Fungi; Ascomycota; Saitoellomycetes; Saitoellales; Saitoellaceae.